AUGACUCAGGAUGUAUGUGAACCUCAACUUACAGGAUGGAAAACAGAAAAAUUUGUUUUAAAAUUAAACAAAGCAAAUAAUUGUGUGAAAAUGAAAAGUGGUGAUUUAGUACUAAUAGACAAUAUUGCAACUUCACAAUUAGAUCAAAGCAUAUUGAUUAUUGGACGAAAAUUCGAGAAAGUUGUAGAGUAUUUUAAUAUACCCUGUUCUUCAGAAUUAUUGAACAUACAUUUAGUUUCACAACUUAAUUAUCUUCAGUCAUGGAAAUUAUCAGACAUUAGAGAAAAAAUGAUUCGUUUCCCCAUGCUAGAUGAUGAGACGAGAUCUGUUGUUAUGCCUUUGUUGUAUUUACAAUAA
Messenger RNA from Macrosiphum euphorbiae (potato aphid), 357 nucleotides. The record is from the annotation of a GenBank genome assembly. Lineage: Eukaryota; Metazoa; Arthropoda; Insecta; Hemiptera; Aphididae.